GUUUGUAUCCAUUCAAGAGCUUGCCGUGGAUAGGUGCGUGUUGAAAAGGACACAGAUCUGCCAGUCAAGCCAAGCGAAGAGACGUUACAUUCAUUUACAAACUUCUUGAAAACAUUUGCAGAGACUGCAAACUCGCAAGGUUGUACAGCUUAAACAAGAAUUCUUUCUAACGAUAACCUCGAAGGUAUUUGCAACACCGCUUUCAGAUUUUCUUUUUUGCUUUGAUUGCGAAAACAUUAUGCAACUGGAAGACAGAUCUGCAAGACGCAUACUACUAGGAACUGCCACAUAUACUCAGUGAUUCAUUGUUAACUGCACUGGCAUGUAUGAACUGUAGUGUGGGGCACUAGCAUCUGCAUUCUAAGAUCCACAAUUUAUUUUCUCCAAAGGACAGUUUGUUCUUGUGUAUAUAUAUAUAUAAUAUAUAUUAUUAUUGUUUAAUUUGAUUCGGAAUCGAUUUUUUUUUUUUAAGAUUCAGGCGCACAUACCGUUCCAGUGUGUAUAUUGGCCACCGGUAUACAUUCAUUUUUCUCCAUCGCAUCCAAAGUGAUUUUUACUAAUGCUAGAUAAACUGAAACCCGUUAAUUUCAAUUCGGCAAUAACGACGAUGAGCAAGACCGUGGGUUGGCUGAAGGAGCAGCUCCAGACAGGCAAUGAUAACCUGCUGGUAAUGGACUGCCGAGCCCAGGAGCUCUACCAGUCCUCGCAUGUCGAGGCAGCCAUAAACGUGGCCAUCCCCAGCCUCAUGCUUCGGCGACUCAAGAAGGGCAACCUGCCUAUCAAGUCGUUGUUAGCUAACGGGGAGGACAAGGAGAAAUUUGUCCGAAGGUGUAGGACAGACACAAUCGUGCUUUACGAUGAGUACAGCUGCGAGUGGAAUGAGAACGUGGACGGGGACUCCGUGCUGGGGCUCCUGCUGAGGAGAAUGAAGGAUGAAGGCUACAGGGCUUUUUACUUGGAAGGUGGAUUUAAUACAUUUCAAGCAGAGUUUCCUGCACACUGCGAAACUAAUCUUGACAGCUCCUGCAGCAGCAGCUCUCCAAUAGCGCCAGUGCUCGGGUUAGGGGGGCUCAGAAUCAGCUCUGACUCUUCCGAUAUCGAAUCAGAUGUUGACCGGGACCCCCACAGUGCCACUGACUCUGAUGGCGGCCCGUUGUCCAAUACCCUGCCUUCUUUCCCUGUUGAGAUCCUGCCUCACCUCUACCUGGGAUGUGCCAAAGACUCCACCAACCUAGACAUUUUGGAAGAAUACAGCAUUAAGUACAUCCUGAAUGUGACCCCGAAUCUCCCGAACCUGUUUGAGAAUGCUGGGGAGUUCAAGUACAAGCAGAUCCCCAUCUCCGAUCACUGGAGUCAGAACCUUUCUCAGUUCUUUCCCGAGGCAAUCGGCUUUAUUGAUGAAGCACGCAGCAAGAAGUGUGGUGUUUUAGUCCACUGCUUAGCUGGGAUCAGCCGUUCUGUUACAGUGACCGUGGCAUACCUGAUGCAGAAGCUAAACCUGUCCAUGAAUGAUGCCUAUGAUAUAGUAAAGAUGAAGAAGUCUAACAUUUCCCCUAACUUCAAUUUCAUGGGCCAGCUGCUGGACUUUGAGAGGACCCUCGGAUUGAACAGUCCUUGUGAUAACCGAAUCACUACCCAGCCCCUCUACUUCUCUACUCCCACCAACCACAACGUUUUCCAGCUCGACCCUCUCGAGUCCACGUGAGCACAGUCAGCCCUGACCUGCCGGUGACUGCUCUGGAAAUAUUUUUUUUGUCUUUUUGUCAAGAACCUUUUGACAAGAUUGACAGAACUGGUCUGAACUAACAGCUGUCGGAUGUUCUUACUGAAGACGUGGGAGACUAAUCUAUGGAAGCAGCUGUAGCAGAGAGGGAGGGCCAGAACUUUCUUUCUUUCUUUCUUUCUUUCUUUCUGUCUCUUGGACUGAGAACAUUUAAUUGUCCCAAAGGUUAGAAGAGAAGAAAAAGGUGCACAGUUGCAUGUGUGCAGUGGACUGGAAAACCAAGAAUUCCAAAGAGACUUGGUUGGUUAACUGGACUUUUUAAAAGCACUUGCGCCUACAAACCUGAUUUUUUGCUUUGGGUGUAUAGCAGCUUAUAUAUACGUGUGUGUGUCUAUAUAAUAUAAAUAUAAAUAUAUAUAUAACCUUGUCUUCUGUGAAGACUGGCUUUAAGUGGGGGAUAUCUUGCUGAAUUACAGCAGUUUUUGAUACUUCCCAGGUUUUUUUUUUUUUUGUGGAGAAGUCUAUGUUUUUAAACCAUCUAUUAUAGAAAUUGUAAAAAAAUGUCUCCUAAUGGUGCAGUCUUGCUCUCUUGUGUUGGGGGGGGGAGGGGACAACUGUAAAUUGUUGGCUACUAAUUGUUUUCCAUAUAUGCAUCCGGAGUAUAACUCAAUCUAUAAUUGUUCUACUAUGCCAAAAAUAUUAAUUUGAAAUAGUAAUUGUGUAUUUGCCCACUCUCUACUUCUGAUGCUAAAUGAUGUAUGGGUUCAAUCUAUAGGCCUUUCUUUUGCUUUCACAAAAACAAAUUAGAACCACUUGCUUUAUGCCUUUAGCUUUAUACAUAGAAGUGCAACCUUCCUAUGAUUUUUUUUACAGUGCCCCUACAAGCGUAAACACACAGAUAUAGGUGUGUUCCUCUUAGUGUGUCACCAUGGUGUAUUAAAAAGAAUUGUACUCUGUAUUUAUUAUUAUUAAUAGCAACUUAAGUUAAUAUGAUCUUAAUGCACUCUAUUGCAUGGAGUAUAGCAUAGUUGUUCGUCUAUAUGAUAAGUGUUGCUUUUAGGUAUGAGGAAUUUUGGCCUUCCAGUGGUAGGUGGAAUCUAGGAGGGUUAAAGCAAGUGGAGUUUGUUUUUGUGCAGGCUUAUUUUAUUUUUUUUAUAUUCUGGUGGACGCUGUAUAUAUAAACAGAGAUGCAUUACCUCUGUAUCAAUCAUAUUCAGGGAACUUUAACCACACAAUGCAAUAGUCCAUGGUAAAGAAAAGAGAGACAAAUAGAAAUCUGUUUCUGCUGCAUUUGCAGAGAUGGCCAAUGGAGUGACCCCCUCUCCCCCUACACUAUCCUAUUUUUGGUAGAAAGUGGGAGUCUGCAUAUCUUAAGAAUGUAAACAUUUAAAUUAUUAAUAAAAAAACUAUUUUGUCUAUUUGGAACUGUA
Acipenser ruthenus (sterlet) is the source of this 3153-nucleotide messenger RNA. RefSeq names its product dual specificity protein phosphatase 6-like. Gene Ontology annotation, cellular component: cytoplasm; cytosol. The coding region runs from base 560 to 1705 and encodes 381 amino acids. The record is from RefSeq and is a predicted model, not a curated record. The transcript is spliced from 3 exons. Gene Ontology annotation, molecular function: protein tyrosine/threonine phosphatase activity; MAP kinase tyrosine/serine/threonine phosphatase activity. Gene Ontology annotation, biological process: positive regulation of apoptotic process; regulation of heart growth; protein dephosphorylation. NCBI's taxonomy places the organism in Eukaryota, Metazoa, Chordata, Actinopteri, Acipenseriformes, Acipenseridae.